CUUAGCUAAUAAAUUGUAAUAUUUGUUUCUAACAGAUAUACAUUAAACUUAAGUAACGUUAUGCAUAAUAUUAUGUUCAUAUAUAUGGUGUUCCUUGCAGUAAAUCCGUCUCUAAUCUAAGUUUAGAUAACGCCUAUCUAUCGAAAACUAACCGAGAAUGUUGUGCAGUGAGCCAGGUCCAAGUGGCAUUUUCACCAGAAGAAAAGUUGACGCGAAUAAUGUAGCAUGAAAAAAUGAUAUCCUGAUUUACUCCAUGUGUGUGUGUGUUUGGUCAAAGUUUUAAAUGUUAUAAAAAAAUAUAUAUAUAAAAAGUAUAUAUGGAAGCAAAACACAGUCAAUAAUAUUGAAUAGAGUUCGGUCACUUCCAUGGGCUUCUGUGCUAAGCUUAACUAAAUCAAGACACUGCAAGAAAUCAUACAAACAAAAAAUCGAAAAAAUAAUACAAGAAAUAAUAUUUAUUAUGUGUAUAUGUGUGUAUAUUAUAUGCUUUUUGAUACCCCCUAAAGGACAUUAGUUAGGAGAAAUGGAGAAAAAAUAUGCAUAGCAAAUUGUACAAAUAAUCCAGGCAGCUUGAAAAAUACACGAUUUAUUUUGUUAUACUCCCGAGAAUAAACAAACCAAACCAAACACAGAUCCAGCUACAAAGAGGACAACAAGAAAUGAGAUAAGUUAAUGUUGAUGUUGAUGAUGAUUAUGAGGAUAACGAUAAGGAUGUUGUUGAUGGAAACACACACAGACAAUACGCCCAGUAGUAUGCAAUUUGAUUGUGGACAGAGAAUAUUUUUUAAAUGUUUAUAAGCAGAGCAGAGAGCGGAAAUAUUUGUGAAACAUAUUUUAAUAGACACUGAAAACCAAAGAUUAAUCUAAAGACAAAAUACAAAAAAGAAAACCUAGACAGCGAUAACAAAUUUUUUGAAACAUAUUUUUUGAUAUACAAAACAGAGGAAGAGAGACGGUACGGAAAAGUGAACACUGCGAAUAUGCACAAAACAUAUAUCUUUUGGAUAACCCUAGCCUAAGUUGAAGUUGAAACAAUAUUUUCAGUUAAGGUUCAACAUAAUUUGUAUAUUUUAAUGGUUUCACCACAGUUUUUUUGAGCCGUUUCGCAUGCCGUUCGGUUGAGGCGCAAGCCAGUAAUCCAGAGUACAAUCAUUUAUGUCAAACAGGACACCAAAACACACCACACAUUGGCACCACACUACUUCGCAGACGGGGUUCCAAACGGGUUACGACAGCAAGUGUCAUCUUUACAGGGAUCGACAAACGAGAAACAAACUAAACAAAACCGAACAAUUUUUUGCUAACAAUUUUGUGAAAUUCAUUUACGAACCGCUUUAUAUCAGGAGUUGGAAAAACCAAGUAUUUACAGAUAUAUGUAUGUAUAUAAUCAGAAAAGUACUAGAAAUAUCUGCAAAAAGUAAAGCAAAGAGAGAGAGAAAGGGCAGCCAGCAUCCAUAGAAGAUUGUCAAUGAAGAGCAACAGCAAAGUGAGGUGAGGUGAUAAUAUCAAAGAGGGGAAACUAAAGGUUAGUAGUACAUGGACUCGGAUCAAGGUUUGGGCCGAGCUUAAGUCCAACAUUAUACACACACACAUAUAUCAGCUAUAGAGUAGAGAGAAGCGACCAAAGACUGGUUGCGACCGAACAAACAAACCAAAACACAAACAUAUAAGCCACUCGAAGAAAAACCGAAUGUUAAACCAACUCAGAGCCGACACUAAGCGUUGUUUGUAACUAGUGGUGCAACACCACUAGUCCUGUCCUUCUGUUCCCGUCUGUCCAUCUCCCAAAAUUCCCAUGUAUGCAGCUGCCGGUGGCGCCUCGCUGGCGUCGCGCCAAGCGCGUCAGAAGCAGCGCCAGGAGAAAAAAAACCGAAUACUACAAGCGAAACUACAUCCACCGAAAGCGCCCGGGGCCGUGGGGCUGGGUGCCGGCGAUCUUGCCGGCGGUGCCUCCACGCCCACCCGCAGCGCGUCGCGCCAGUUCCACCAGCUGCCGACAACCUACCUGCGCGCCCCGCAGGCCAUGGGCCGCAAACUGAGCGCCACCUACACGACGCAAUCGAAGCUCCUACUGCCAAUCGACGAGGGCGACACCCAGUCGGUGCUCCAGCUGCGCAUGCACUCCCACUCGCACGCGCAUCCACACGCUCACUCCCACGGGCCGGCGGCCCAUGGCCACGCGCAGGCGCACAGCCAUCUGCACCACAGCCACCUGCUGGGUGCGGUCGCCACCACGCCGGGACCGCCGCAGACUCCCUACCAGCAGUUCGCCUCGUCGCACGGACGCGUCUCACCGAAACUGGUGCAUCGGCACUCUGGCAGCAGUGCCGGGUUCCAUCCGGCGGCAGCCGCUUCGGCCGCUGGACAGCUGCACAAGUCUGCCACGGCCACGCUGCCGCUGGUCUCGCACAUGGAUAUGGAUAUGGCGGCGUUGCCAUCGGCUGUGGUCGGCGUUAAAACGACAGUGACCUCGUUGGAGACAGCCACGCCUACGUCUCCUCCCUUAGCCAGCACUUCGGCGGCCGCAGCAGCGGCCUCGGCCGUGACUGAGAUAGAGGUAGAGUUGGCUGGCGCCGCAUCCAUGUUUGUACCCCAUCAUGAUGCCAUCAUUGUAACGCCGGCCACGCCCAUGGCCUCGCCGGGCCACGCGGCCAAGCUGCGUCGUCCCGGGCCAGAGGAGGAGGUGCCCGAAACGGCUGCCGAGCGGCAACCGCUCACUGCCGGUGAUGCCUACGACGAGGACGAGCCCAUGCAUCCGCCACCCGGACAGCUGGAGCGCAAGUGCAGCGUCUAUCGCAUGCGUAGGAGCGAUGCCUUCGAGGAGGGCGACGUCGACGGCGGCGUCACCGGAGGCCUGAAGCGCCAACUCCGCGAGCUGCAGUUCAGCACGGGCGUGCAGCAGACCCAGUACGAGCCGCUGCUCACCGACGAGCCCCAGCUGCUGUUCAAGGGCCUCGGCAAUGGACGCAAAUGGCAGAUCUGCGCCUACUGCGAGGAGGGCAUCUGUGUGUGCGAGCACCUCGAGUGCGCCCAGGGACGUGCCGCCUGGUUGGAGCGCGGCCGACGCUGCAGUGUUCAGGAUCAGCAGCAGCAGCAGGCCACCCUAUCCAGACGCUGGGUGAAGCGCAACCGAAUUCAGGAUGCCUCUUUGGGUGGCUCCUCGGACGAUGAAGAUUUCCUGGGCGUUCUGCGUGGUCCCAGCACCUUUGCAAAUGCCUUCCUCUACGUGGGACUGGGCACUGUGGCGCUGGGACUGGUCAUAGCAUUCGUUGGAACGGGCGAGAAGGGCUUCAAAACUGUGGAACUAAGACUUAUAGGGCCCUCCCUCAUAGGAUUGGGCCUGAUCUGUUGCAUUUUACGCAUCCUCUUCUGCAUCUGUCCAUCGCACUGCAUCUCAUCCAGUAAGAAGACUCGCAAGAAAAACGGCAACAAGAUCGAUGCGGAUCACACAACAUCGCUGCUCAGGAACGAGAGCAAGAGGGUAUCAAUUGCCCGUGGACCUAGUGUGCAGCCCAAAUAUCCCAUAGCACACAAGCGCAGCCAGAGCAAAAUGCUCAAUGAGGGAAUGGAGGCACUGCGCCAGAUAGCCACCACAUCGCUGUUCAUGCAAAACGAACAAAAGCAGGCCAUAAAUCGAGUGGUGCCCAUCAUCAACGAGCCGGACAGUGGCGAUGCCCCACUGGAAAUGACGAAGCUGCAGACGGCGCUCAGUGCCUGCGAGAUGAGUGAGGAGGAGCAGGAGGAGAAGGCCAGGCAGCAGCGGCAGAUUGCCAAACGCACAACAACAACAACAGCCACAACUGCCGUAACGAGUAGUACCACCAAAGAGCCAACAAUACCAACAAAAGGAGCGAGGGGGACGACUCUGAGCACUGUGGACGAGAAGCCCGACAGUAAGCUGGUGCGGCAGAGAGUGGCUCUGCAACAGCAGCGACAGCAGCCACAGCAGCAGGUGAAACAAGAGCAAGUCAGCAAGUCGCAAUCGCUAUCCUCUUCGUCAACGGUCAAAGAUUCGCUGGAUGGGACGGUCGCUGUAGAGGAAACCUCCCUGAUAGAUGCCACCAAUGUUGCCACGGAUACAGUUCCAGUUUCAGUUCCUGCCUCAGCGCCUGCCCCUGUCCCAUUGCCGAGCAGCUGCAGUACGGGAGCCAUACCCAGACUCAAAACCAACAACAGUGUAUCAUUCACCUACAGUCAAGCCACGCGGCCGGGCAUCUCGACGGGCGCCACGCCCAAGACAAUGCCCACCAGCUCACGGCUGCCCACCUCGCAGUCUAAUCCAACGAGCUAUGAUCUACCCCCCGCCCUGCCGCACACCUAUUCCGCAUCAGCGACGGUCCGCGGACCCCUUGGAAUGUCCAUGAGUACGUCAACCUACGCAAUGCCCGCCAGCAAAGUGGGUCCAUCAGCCGCAUCCGCCUACGCGGCAAUGCCGCCCACCACGACAACGAUCAGCCUGCUGCCGCUGCCGGCGCCACCGACAAUGGCCACGACGAUGGCCAGUAUUCCUGGCCAGGUGCCGGAGGCUGGCGCCACCACCACCACCACGCACACCGCGAGUCUGAGUCUGAGCUUAAUGCAGCCAACGGCAAUGCGGCCGGCAUCGGCGUCGUCGUCGAGCAUGGCCAUGUCCACGUCGUCAUUUAGCACGGAAAACAAAUCACACCCGUCAUCCGCAAACACAACAACAUCGACAAGGGGGCGUGGCAGCCAGCUCCUUUCGCCGCCUACAGCAUUGACAUCUACAUCUGCGGCGUCCACAUCGAGCAAAUGUGAGCCGGAAUUGGUGCUCAGUCCGGCGAAGCUGGGCCAGUAGAGUAGAAUUGUGAGGCUUAGUACAGAUUUUAGUUAGCUAUCAGGUCUAUCUAUCUAUGUGUGUGUAUAUGUAUGCAUGUGUGUGUACGUGUCUAGGUUCUAUUUGUGUGAAUGUGUUAGCGUAUCGGCGUGCUAGAGCUGUGUGCAUGAGUGUGAGAGAUUGAAGGAGAAACAAAUGUAAUUACUAUAAAAUGUGCUAUCUAAAACUAUCUUUUGAAUGUGCCACAAACAAAACCCUCGAAUAUUCAACUAUAAAAGUCGUGCUCUGAAAUCGAAAACACUGCAAAAAAGGCCUCGGAGUGGGAGUAAGAGUGCCAAAAUCAAUCUCAAGUUAAACUCAAACCAGAAUUCGAUUUCUGAACACGUCUUUAUUUGCAAUAUGGUAUCUCUUUUUUUCAACCAGAAACAGCUUUCGGUGUCUAAUCCUACACACACACAUUUCCCCGAGGCUUUCUUCUUUUAUAAUUCGCCAGCCCAUUUGGUUUCAGUUUCUGUGUACACCCGUUGCAGUUAUUGUAUCCCCACUGUGUGGCAACAAGCUUUUCCUUUCCUUUCCAAUGUCCGUCGUGUUCCCCAUGCUUGACGUGGCCCAAGAGUCGGACAAGUGCUUAGCGCUGCUCUAAACUAUCCCCAAAAACUUAGCCAGGGUAUUAUAAAGUUUGUAUACCAAACAUAUCGUUAACUCAAUACGCGAAACAAAAAAGAAUACGACCUAAAAUAUAUAAUUCGAGGAGACAACUGAGCGAAGAUGACACGGAAGUGAACCCAGAGUAUAGAGCUAUGAAGCUAAACAAAAACUAAUUAGAUAUAUGUAUGUAUGUAUAUCCCAAAUUGGAAUGGCGAUGCAAGUACAGUGCGGUAUGUAACGUAGAUAGAGGCGGCUAUAUGUUCCAACAAUGCCAGGCAUAUGGUUAUGUGUGUAUUCAAUAAAAAACCCAAACCAAAACCCAGAAAGUUCAAAAAAGUAUUAUGCAAUGCUGUUGUCGGCAUAAUAAAGCAAAGAAGGAUAUAAUCAAAAUACAGUCGGUGCAACCAGUUCAACAGCAACAAAAAUCAAUUAAAUUCUGCAUACAGUUUUGGUUCCAAAAAAAAAACGUUUUCCAUUUCAGGCAAUUUUCAAAUUUUAUAUUCAUAUUUCGACGUUUUACUUUCUUUAAGGCUAUUGAGAAAUUCAGUGUGAAAUAAUUGCUUGCUCUUUCAGCUGCUAAAGGUACGAAAUAAAAACUAUAAAAUAAGCAGACUACAAUAGACAAAAUGUGGCCAUAAAAUAUAAAAA
Molecule: messenger RNA, 6091 nt
Organism: Drosophila subobscura
Lineage: Eukaryota; Metazoa; Arthropoda; Insecta; Diptera; Drosophilidae
Product: phosphorus acquisition-controlling protein
Exons: 6
Coding region: 1796-4816 (1006 amino acids)
Biological process (GO): protein ubiquitination
Cellular component (GO): Cul4-RING E3 ubiquitin ligase complex; nucleus
Source: RefSeq, a predicted model, not a curated record